CACAGCUGCACACAGCAAACGAUGAAGGUGUGGUGCGGCCUGCUGGUGGUGGCCGUGGUGCUGGAGUCGGCCCUGGCGCUGGACCUGGGCCUGAGCAGCCUGUUCGGCGGCAGCAGUGAUGCCGGGAAGGAGGCCGUAGCUGAGGCGGCGGAGAGCGCGGACGUCAGCCCCAGCGCCGUCGCGGCCGGCGACUCCGCGGAGGGCAAGCAGACUGUGGCGGCGCCGCUGCAGCUGCCGGGCCUGCCGCCGCUGCCGGCGCUGCCCACUCUGCCACCGCUGCCCGUCACGCUGCCCUCGCUGCCCGGCAUGCCGCCCAUACACCGCACCGAGACCGUCUACGCCACGCGCACCGUCUUCGUCGAGGUAACGAAGAAGGUGACGGAACAUCCGGUGUGUGUGACUAUGUACGGCGUCAAGCCGCCAUGCUUCGGACCGCACGAGCACGGCAAGUACCGCGAGAAUGAAGACGACGAAGACGACUACCCAGAGGAGGGUCUCUACAUCAGCCCGUCUUCCGCCAAGAGGAUCACCGCCACAGCCGCUCCCGACUCUGGUCUGCAUUUCGAGUACCGCGAGGGUCGCAGUUCCGAACAGGAUAGCACCGCGCUGGAGGGGAGCACGUCGCUGGAGGCGUCCGCGGGAGACGCCGAGAGCGAGCGCGAGGCGCGCUACCUGGAGUUCCGCCGCGCCACGCCGGCGCCCGAAGAGGUGGCCACGGCUCUGGAGGAGACAGCCCUCGCCCUGCCCUCCGAGAAGCAGCAGCGCGUGUUCAACAACCUGCUGCCCGCCGUCAUCGUCACGAGGAUACUCACUAAGACGCUCUGGGUGACCAAAGUGGAAAAGAUCAUCGACAAACACGUCACAGCCACUAUGGAAAUCAAAAACUGCGUACCUCCUGAUAGCAAGAUUCCGUUCUGCAAGAAGAGUGACAAGCCCAAACCGCCGCCACCUGUUCACAAGCCCGAUCACUAUGACUAUGACCACUACGACCACAAUCCCAGUCACGAUGAUCACAAACCUGACUACUAUGACGAGAAACCUGACCACUACGAUCACAAACCAGGUCCAUAUAACCAUAAACCAGCACCCUAUGAUCACAAACCACCCUCUCAUCCUCCUCCAAAACCGGAUUACUAUGAGCACAAACCGCAUCACCCUCCUCCUCCUCCACCAAAACCAGAUUACUAUGACCACAAACCACACCAUCCGGCUCCUCCUCCUCCUCCUCCAAAGCCAGAUUACUACGAUCACAAACCAGACUAUCCUCCUCCUCCCCCUCCAAAGCCAGAUUACUAUGACCACAAACCACACCAUCAUCCUCCACCUCCUCCUCCCCCAAAGCCAGAUUACUAUGACCACAAACCGCAUCCUCCUCCUCCUCCUCCAGCAAAGCCAGAUUACUAUGACCACAAACCAGACCAUCCUCCCCCUCCUCCUCCUCCUCCUCCAGCAAAGCCAGAUUACUAUGACCAUAAACCAGACCAUCCUCCCCCUCCUCCUCCUCCUCCAAAGCCAGAUUACUAUGACCACAAACCAGACCAUCCUCCCCCUCCUCCUCCUCCUCCAAAGCCAGAUUACUAUGACCACAAACCGCAUCCUCCUCCUCCUCCUCCUCCAGCAAAGCCAGAUUACUAUGACCACAAACCAGACCAUCCUCCCCCUCCUCCUCCUCCAGCAAAGCCAGAUUACUAUGACCACAAACCAGACCAUCCUCCCCCUCCUCCACCUCCUGCAAAGCCAGAUUACUAUGACCACAAACCAGACCAUCCUCCCCCUCCUUCUCCUCCAGCAAAGCCAGAAUACUAUGACCACAAACCACAUCAUCCUCCUCCUCCUCCACCAAAGCCGGAUUACUAUGACCACAAACCACAUCCUCCUCCUCCUCCUCCUCCAAAACCAGAGCAUUCUCCUCCUGCCCAGUAUGACCACAAACCAAAGCCCCACCCCCCUCCACCUAAGCCAGAUUACGCUCCUCACCCACCUAAGCCAGACUACCUUCCAGCCCAUUAUGACCAUAAACCAGACCACCCUCCCCCUGCACCUAAGCCAGACUAUCCUCCACACCCCCCCAAGCCAGACUACCCUCCAAAACCAGCCCACUAUGGUGUUCACGUUAAGCCUGUUUACGAUGACCAUGACUAUGAUUAUGACCACAAACCAGCACAUCCUGACAGCAAGCCCGCUCAUCCUCAAUAUGAUCUUGAACAUGACUACAAGCCUGGCCACUACAAACAUUCUUAUCCUUUCAUUAAUGAAGACCACGAAACUGAAAAGCCAGAGCCGGUCUCGACACCACCCAAUGAGCAUGACGACGAAGAAUCAUCACAUAAGCCACCACUGACAGAGGCCAUUCCUCCUCCUCCUACGCCACCAUCUCCUUCAACUCCUCCAGUGAAAGCACCCUCUUCAGCCAAAGUGCAAUGAGCAUGACGACGAACAAUCACCACAUAAGCCACCACUGACAGAGGCCAUUCCUCCUCCUCCUACGCCACCAUCCCCUAUAACUCCUCCAGUGAAAGCACCCCCUUCAGCCAAAGUACCGCCUCCAUCAAUAUCACCACCACUACAUUCUCCCCCUGACUACACCACAAAGCCUCCUCCGCAUUCUCAUUUGGUAGAUAAUCUCUUCAGUGAGCUAUAUCAAGAUGCAGAGAAGAGACUUAACGUGACAGAAUCAUCCAGGUUUACAUAGUCCAUAUGGUCUAAUGCUACUAUGUAGAAAACGCAUAGAACUCGAAUAUUCUGCUUUCAUUCACCACGGACAUAUUUAUAUUAAAUAAUUUAUUUUUAAUUUAUAUUGUACGGACUUGUGUCGCUGAGACAAGAGAAUAAAUUAAAUGUGAGUAAUAAGCAUCUGA
This is a messenger RNA of Schistocerca gregaria, 2858 nucleotides long. RefSeq lists its product as uncharacterized. The record is from RefSeq and is a predicted model, not a curated record. The transcript has 4 exons. Lineage: Eukaryota; Metazoa; Arthropoda; Insecta; Orthoptera; Acrididae. Bases 22 to 2424 code for a protein of 800 amino acids.